Molecule: messenger RNA, 1800 nt
Organism: Penicillium brevicompactum
Lineage: Eukaryota; Fungi; Ascomycota; Eurotiomycetes; Eurotiales; Aspergillaceae
Product: glycosyltransferase domain-containing protein
Exons: 2
Coding region: 1-1800 (599 amino acids)
Source: RefSeq, a predicted model, not a curated record
AUGGCGGAAGGCGCGCCGCUGCCAUUCCACGAUGCCAAGUCGACGGCGAUAAACGUGCUGUCCGCUUUCCGUCCCCGUACACAAAGAGUCAAGAAUAUUGCGCUAGCAGGCAUCGCAUUGUUAUGCUUCCUUCUCAUGCUCCGAUCCUCUUCAAAGCGAGUUGAAACAGACUUCUGGACCAAGUUCCCCUCUCGUCUUCCUUUCCCUGAGCGUCCGGAAGAUGCCAGGGUCGUUCUCCCUCCCCGGACCGAUAUCGAUGUGAACCACACCCUCCCACACGACCUCGACAAGCCCAACCCGCGCCUGCAUGUCCUGGUUCCAGCCUUACAGGGCUCGCGCGGUGUCUGCCGAACCAUCACGUCAGCUAUGAUCCUGGGAUAUCCGCCACCGACGUUGAUUGGAUAUGGAAGUGACGCGCCGGGCGCGACCGAGACCGAGAACAUGGUGGAUCGGAUCACGCGCGCCCGCAAUUACCUACGCGAUAGCAAAACUGUACACGAUAACGACUUUGUACUUAUGGUGGAUGGACUGGAUACAAUCUUCCAGCUUCCACCGCAGGUACUGAUCAAGCGAUUCCAGAGCAUUAUCCGAGCAAACAACCAGAAGUUACAGGCCAAGUUCGGGUUCGUGGAUGUGCAAGGAGAGAAGCCUGACGCUCCGUUCAAAAAGAUACCGAAGUACAACCAGCGAGUUUUGUUUGCUGCAAGCAAGACUUGUUUCCCUGGGUUGCGAGAUGACCCUGGUUGUGCGACUGUGCCUGAAUCAUCUUUGCCUCCAGAUGUCUAUGGCUGGAAGACAGAUGACGAUGACGAUAGCUCUUUCAAUCGACCCCGAUGGCUGAAUCCCGGAGCGGUAAUUGGACAGGCUGCUGAUUUGCGCUUAAUCUACGAUGAGGUCCUGCGGGAAGUUGGGCAGCGCUCGACCAAGACAGGGGACUACAAGGCUUUGACGCAGAUCUACGGGCGGCAGGAGGUAAUUCGAGAAUUGGAGCGGCGACGAACAGUCAAUGGAUUCAAAGACUGGAUGUACCAAAUGGUCGGAAUCUCCGAUGCGUCGAACCUCACCGGAAUCACUCUCCGGCUAGAGGCCGGUCGUCGUUACGAGUACGGUAUUGGCGUCGACUUCGAGUCUCAGCUAUUCUUCAACCAGAUGAUGUCCCGCAAGGAUGUCGAGUGGGUCAAGUUCAACAAUAUCACCAAAAUGUCAAUGCUGCAGGCGCAGCACGGCGUUCCACGCGAGCAUCGACUCUUGCUGCCACAUGACAUCGCGGCUCUUCCCAAUCCCUUCAACCAGUCGCGGUUCGCGAAAGAAUCGACACUCCGACCGAUGUGGAAUGCGACUCUGGACAAACUGCCCAACCCGAACAACCAUUCAUGGCACAACGUUGCUUUAAUGACAAACCCCCACUCGGCUUCUGUGCCUGUGCUGGCCCAUUUGAAUGGCGAUCCCAAGCUGCGCAAUGGUUGGUGGGAAAGUAUGUGGUUCUUCCCAUGGGGCCGUGCUCUUCUCCGGAAAUACGUCCGCAAUGCACAUGGCUUCGACGCCGCGCAAUCAUCUCUUCUCGGAGGGCAGGAUUGGCUCGAGGUGCGCGGAGGUCGAGGUGGGAUAUGGACCGAUAAAGAGAACUGGGUCACUAUUGCCGAAGUCUGCAAUGGCCAAGAAAGAGACCUAUUCGAUGAUGGCCUCGGUCUUUGGUCGAAGGAGAACGACGACCCAGAUGCUCCGGUUUAUAACCAAUAUGGUAACUUGGUCGCUGGAAAGGAAGACCCAAACGCUAAGCCAGAUGAUCUCUGGUUUUAG